Messenger RNA from Oncorhynchus kisutch (coho salmon), 11476 nucleotides. Its product is annotated as probable G-protein coupled receptor 21. Gene Ontology annotation, molecular function: G protein-coupled receptor activity. Lineage: Eukaryota; Metazoa; Chordata; Actinopteri; Salmoniformes; Salmonidae. Bases 6169 to 7263 code for a protein of 364 amino acids. Gene Ontology annotation, cellular component: membrane. The record is from RefSeq and is a predicted model, not a curated record. The transcript has a single exon. Gene Ontology annotation, biological process: G protein-coupled receptor signaling pathway.
UCUCUGUCUCUGUCUCUGUCUCUGUGUGUGUCUGUUCAAUAAAACAUUAUAGGAGCUUUAUUGGCUUGGGAAACAUGUUUACAUGAGAAAAAACAACAGUGAAAAAACAACAACAAUCAGACAGUAACAGUAAACAUUACACACACAAAAAGUUUCAAGAGAAAAAUUAAAUGAUUAGCAGUUUAAAAUGUUACAUUAGCUAUACUUUUAUGUAGUGUUGUGACGAUGUACAAAUAGUAGAAUGUGUGAGUGACAGGGGGAAAUACAUACUGCUGGGACACAGAUACGGAAGUUAGUCAAAAUGUGAUUUGUUUUGAAUUCAAAUGAUUUGUGGGUUUGUUGAGUCAAUUAGACCAUGUCCAUUUCAUGCAAAAAAAUAAUGAUAUUUCAGAAUAUUUAGGCAUGUUAGCUGGCUAACUCAUUGAUCCUGCUUUGUGGUAUACCCCUGUGGAGGUUGACGUUUGUAUGGUUGAUUCAUCUGGCUCUACUAGCUCACAACCAUUAAUUAAAUCCUUAUGGUGUUUUUCCUAAGCCCCAUCAGAUGCAUUGAUAACAAGCUACCAUGUGGAGAGUCAUUUGUCUUGCACAUUGCUGUUGACAAAAUGUCAGUCCUUGAAUACACAAUGCUCUACAUUAGGUUUAUAGUGGACUCUCUCCACGGUCACUCUGAUUGGCAAAGUGAAUCUACGGAGGUCUAAUAGCCUGACCUUAUGUGAACUUUUGUGUUGGGUUUAACAACCACUAUUCUGUUCCUCUCUCUGCACUCCACCAUUGUACUUGAUUCAAUGGUAUUGGCAACAGGAAAUACCACCGUAUCUGAUCUGCAUUCUAUUUCAGGUUUCAGCCACGUUACCAUGUGGUCCUAAAAAGUCAAGUAAGGAAUCACUGUGGGUCCAAAAGACAUCUAUCCAACGAAUCCUAACAAAGUACAUAGUACCGACACAAAACUUGAAAUCUAAAUAGCCUAUUCCUGGGUUUAAGUUAUAUCUUACACCCACAAUCUAUUAUGAUUUAGCCUUUUCAGGUAAUCCUGAGUACUAUCCACAGAGGUAUGGGUUUAAAUAAUACUGAGUUUCAGUUAUGAUACUCUAACUGCAGCCUGCAUGGAGUUAUUGUAUGACCCCAAAUGGCACCCAAUUACCUACAGUUUCCUACUUUUAACCAGAAUCCUAUAGGGCCCUGGUAAAACAUAGUUCACUGCGUUGGGAUUAGGGUGCCAUUUUGGAAAGAAUUGAAAAAACAAAAAACGUUAUUGUCUUUGGCAUCAUCUCACAUCUGCUGCCAUGUUGUGUUGCUACCAUGUUGUUGUCAUGUGGUGUUACUACCAUGCUGUGUUGUCAUGUGUUGCUGCCAUGCUGUGUUGUUGUCUUAGGUCUCUCUUUAUGUAGUGUUGUCUCUCUUGUCUUGAUGUGUGUUUUUGUCCUAUUUUACCUCUUUUUUUUAUAUCCCCGUCCCCAUGGGAGGCCUUCAUUGUAAAUAAGAAUGAGUUUUUAGCUGCCUUUAAAGGUUCAAUAAAACAUUCCAAAUAAAGAAACAGUAUCACAUUCUCACAUCAGACACAUUUAAACCAGUCGGUCCAUCAUACACUAACAUAGAGGAUAUUGAUACAUUCACUCACAACUGACCGCUGCCCCAACUGCACUGGAUAGAUAGGUACAUAUACCAAUAUAAUUUACAUUGCAUUUAGUAGCUCAGUGGAGGCUCCGAGGAGGAGGAACGGGAGGACCAUCCUCCUCAGUGAACUUCUUAACUUUAAUGUUUCACAAUUGUAUUUUUAUCCUUUUUAAAUAAAACUAUAUUAAAUAUAUUCACAUGACACCAAAUAAUAGUUUCUGUCGUCCUCUGCGUACAUUGACUUCAAUAUACAACCUAGGAGGCUUUUGGUUCUCACACCCUUCUAUAGACUUACACAGUAAUUACGACAACUUCCAGAGGACGUCCUCCAACCAGAGCUCUUGUUGUUCACCCUACAGCUAGUUAGCACUGCAGUGCAUAAAAUGUGGUGAGUAGUCGACUCAAAGAGCGAAAGCCUAAACCUAUCGCUGUUACAUUGAACUGGGUGAAUGGAAUAUGAAUGGCAGUCAUCCAAUAUGCUGUAGUAGAAGUAAGGCCAUGCUCCUAAAAAAAACGGCACCGCCCUCCAGUGAAUCAGCAUCACACUUUCCAGGUCUAACAGUAUACACUGUCUGACGCAAGUCUAGAAACCUGUGUGUUUGGCUGUGCAGUAAUGGCCAUCCCCUACAGCAGUUUCCCCAAUCAGCUUUAUCCUUUUCCUUUUCCUCCUCGCCAGCUUCCCAGAUUUGGGGCUUGAUGACACGAGAUCCUCCAUGACUGACACAGGAUGUUCUCUCAUGGUGCUGCUGUUGUACAGAAUGGCUGAACCUGAGGGUAUUUCCACAGAGAUUCUGGAGCUUUUCCAUGUUUUUUGAUACAUUCACUGUUUUUCAGACCAAACAGAGCCCAUGUCUUAACCUGUGGCUGACACCUCUUCUUCCUCCUCCUCUACCUCCACCAGCUCUUCCUUCCUUCCCUCCUCAUCCUUCUCCUCCCUUCCACAUCAUUCUCCACCUCCUCCUCCUCCUCUUCCUUCACAGCCUCCUCUUCCUCGUCCUGUUGGUGUCUGGUGCUGUCCACAUGCUUGUCUGUGUUAUUUGGUUACGGUGGACUGGGAGGGGGGUUCUACUAGUGUGUGCUCUCUCUCGUUACAAAGCCUGUGGCCGUGUGCUGGUUGGAUGGCAGUUGGCUACGCAAGCACCCAUUCACCCCACUACCACACACAGCCCAUAUAUCCAUACUGCCUCCAGAUGUUUCCCAGUCCUUCUGUCCAUAAACAGAGACCAGAGAGGUCAGACACCAUAGAGGUCAGACACAGUGCCGCUGCUGAGGCCCUGGCCCCACGCACGUCACCUCACCCCACGCUGUUAGGGAAAACAAACGCUCCCACAAUGACCUGCCUGUUCUCUCAGACUCUCCUGUCGGUCUGUCUGUCUGUGUUUUGUCUGUGUUUGUGUUUGCUCCAGGCCCACAGGACACACCCUUUAAAAAAAAGUGUCUGUGUGUGUGUGUGUGUUUGCCCCAGACCCACCACACUACAGAACGUUAAGACCGGAAGCCUGUCACUAUCCUGAAGCAUCAUUCUGUCAGAGUCAAUCUUCUAAUUCUUCCGAGAAGAGGCUUUCUACCUGGAGGAUUGUGGAACUUGCUUUCCUUGGUCUGUUGUAUGUUAGAUGUAUUAUCAUACAAAGCCAGUUGAUCAUGUCGUGGAGGAUAAUCUCUCUCUCAUUCAUUCAUUCAUUCAUUCAUUCAUAAUGGAUGAGCCCAGUGUUGUCUUGUAUAUUAUAAAUAUAGCCUCUAUACUUAGCCUCUGGUGUGUGCAGAGGGGAGAGGUGCAUGUCCGACUCUGGCGGUGCAUCUUUGAGCUUCAUCACGCUACAUCCAUCUCUCUGCCACGAGGCCUGAUGAGACACUGCAGAACUAACAAAGACAUCCGGACCGUGACAGACACACUGCGGUAGAGAUGGACGGACGGCGGAGAGACAGACAGUGAUGCGUCUGGGAAGAAACUCAAAGACAAUGCAGUCAGUCAUUGUGGGACAGACCAGUAGGCAACAUCUAAGUCAUGCUCCGUCAGUCUGACCAAUGACAACUCUUUCAUCUUCAUUAUUCAUUGUUUUUACGUGAGGAAGGGUUGUCAACCAACUUGAGAAAAGGUGCAACCAAAAAAUAAAUGAGCUUAAGAAAGGAAAAUGCACAACUCGCAAUUCAAAACUUGACGUUUUUAAUUGUGACGGUUUCGGCCGUCCUUGGCCUACAUCUGUGGGAGGCAUGACUGGACUGUGUUGUGAUGAGCGUCUUCAGUUCAGAGCAGAAGACAUGCUGUGGUCCUCAGAGCAGAAGACACGCCGUGGUCCUCAGAGCAGAAGACACGCCGUGGUCCUCAGAGCAGAAGACACGCCGUGGUCCUCAGAGCAGAAGACACGCCGUGGUCCUCAGAGCAGAAGACACGCCGUGGUCCUCAGAGCAGAAGACACGCCGUGGUCCUCAGAGCAGAAGCUAAAUGAAGGAAAAGCAUCUGGUGAUGCAGCCUAAUGAGAAGCAGGUGUAUGAGAGAUGACACACACACACACACACACACACUCUUCAAUGAAGGGCCUUGAGGAAAGAAGUGCAUGUAAACACACUCAUCUCACAUAGUGAGUCCCCUGAGGGACACUAGCUAUAUUCAUAUUAAUACAAAUCACAUAAGCCAAUCUUAAACAUGUUGUAAACUCUGGAAGUAUGGUCUUAAAUGUCAAUUUGGUAUUGUUUUAUUGAUAUGCUGCAUGUUAAUGGGAGGUGCUAGUUCAGGCUGACCUGCUAAUGUUGGCCAGCGCCCACGGCCACACAGGCUUUUACUGGGAGCACAUUCAAUGACUGCAAACGUGUCUUUGAGUGUUUCUGUGGUGUUUGCGGUUAAAGUUUAAGAAAAAUGCAAAAUUCCUUCACAAGAUGGACAAUAAAGUUUGAAAACACAGAUAUGCUAAAAUAGUGUACUCUCAAUGCCCUGCUCAUAUAAAGUCAAGAUCUCCCACAAUACAGUUUGAUGGGAAAGCCCUGUCCUGGCUGCUAAGACAAUUACUAUAACAAUACACAGUACAUAUAGUAUUUAUUUGAUUUAGCAUCAACUGGGUGAGACCAAGGACCCAAGGCACAGAUAACAUCCACUGAUGUCAUUUCAACUAUGUGAAAAUGUGUGAAUCUGAGAGAGUUCGCCUAGGACUAGCGAGGUACUACGUGUGUGUCAGUCAAACAAUGAGGAACAAUUGGGAUUGGCAUUUCGGUUAACUUCCUGAUUAACUUCAUAAAAAUGGAAGUGAAACUCCAACCAUGGUAUUUGGGAGAGUGAGGACAUUGUUUGUAUUACAGGAGUGCACAAAUAACCCAAUAUUAAAACCUAUAUGGCUGCAGACAGAAACAUAUGCUAGCAAAACCGCUGGAAUCCAAAUGUGGUUAUAUACAUCCUAAAGGUAUCUAACAACAAGAGAGAUGGGGAGAAAGGGCCUUUUUAACAUGAGGAUGGUAUGACCAUAAUGCACCAGGUGUUUCUAGAUAAGACAGUGUGUGUAUAUGAGAGAGAGAGGUGGUGUGUGUGGGAGUUAGAUAAUGGCGGCAGGGGUAUGCUGUGUGCAGCCAGCCAGUCAGUCAGUCAUGGGAUGAACGAGUGAGACUUGUGUACCCACAGCUGCUUACUGGCUGGAGCCAGAACAGGGGGAGGAGUGUCUCUGCCCUGCCUGCUGCAGGGAGAGAGAGGUAGUUAGAGAGAGCAGAGCGUGAGAGAAACAAGACUGAAUCCGCUCCACAGAAGAGGGAGAGAGCAAGGGAAAGGGACAGAGAGAGAGGUUGGGGUCGCUGCAUCGGUAUGCCUGCUCCUCCUGCUCUCUCAUUUCCACUCCACACGCUGCUGCCUUUCUGAGUAGACCCAGACUCUGUUUGAAAUGCCAAUCACCUCCUUGAGGCUGCGCCUUCAUCUUCAUUCAUUUACAUUUAUUCUCACCUUUCCCUGCGUGAGGGAGACCGGGACUGCCUAAGACAUUCGUGGAGGAUCAUUUCUGCUGAAGUUGCUGGGAAGAAAUUCUGCUCUUUAGACGCGAUCCGCCUGCUCUUUCUGUGUUUGGAGAGGACACAAAGUCUCUGGAAACAUCGAACUCUAUAUCACCUGGAAUAUUUGAGAAUUUGUGACUGCAUUUUUUGGAGACAUACAGGAAUUCCUGUAAGCCAAGACGAUCAAACUUGUUGACAGUUUUCUAUAUUUUGUUGUCUAUGUCUUUUCUAAGGAGAGAACCAGAGGAGUAGAAGGAUAGUCAUAGUAUUUGUCCUCCGUCUGUAUGAUUGAACCGUCUGUGUCUGCACAGUGAGGGAUGCCCUGGGGGACUCCCAGAUCCUGGUCGUGGACGAGGGCUAGUCUUCACGUUGCUGCUGAUAUGGCAGAGGGUACACGGCUCCUCUCUCUCGGCCACCAGCCUGAUCUGCUGCUGAGCUAGGACUAGGACCAGGACUACCAGCCCCAGCCAAGCCCCCUGUCUCUGCGUCUAGGAUCAGACCAGACGAGGAUCUUUCUGGAGCCUCCUGCCCUCUGCCGGUUGAUCUGGUUUCAGACCAGGAGCUUUCAGAAGGCUCUCUGGCUGCAAGAUGAUGAACUCUUCCCUGGACCUGCUGGAGCUUGAGCUCCUCAACCUGAGCGGCCCUCCUUUCUGCCUCCUGGACGUGGGCUACAGCCAGAUCUUAAACACCUGUCUACUGGAGGUAGCCAUCAUCCUGCUGCUUACCGUCCUCAUCAUCUCUGGCAACCUGGUGGUGAUCUUUGUGUUCCACUGUGCUCCUCUUCUCCAGCACCACACAACCAGUGCCUUCAUCCAGACCAUGGCCUAUGCAGACCUGUUGGUGGGUGUCAGCUGCCUCAUCCCCUCCCUGUCCCUCCUCCACCACCUGAAAGGCCUGGACGAGGAGCUGACCUGUAAGGUGUUUGGUUACAUGGUUUCCGUGUUGAAGAGCGUUUCCAUGGCGUCGCUGGCGUGUGUUAGUGUGGACCGCUACAUGGCGAUAACACGGCCUCUGUCGUACGCUACCUUGGCAACGCCGUGCCGGAUCCGCGCGUGCAUCCUCCUCAUCUGGGUCUACUCCGCCCUUGUCUUCUUGCCCUCCUUCUUCGGCUGGGGGAAACCCGGCUACCACGGCGACGUGGUGGAGUGGUGCGCGGUGGAGUGGGAGACGAGGCCGCUCUUCACAUCGUUCAUUGUUGCGCUGCUCUACGCGCCAGCCGCCAUGACGGUCUGCUUCACCUAUGUCAACAUCUUCCGGAUCUGCCGGCAGCAUACGAGGGAGAUCAGCGAGCGCCGCGCCCGCUUCGGCCCACAGGAAGGCUCUCUGGGACAGGAUGGCCAGCCGCAGCAUGCGCCGGCGUGCACGGACAAACGCUACGCCAUGGUGCUGUUCCGCAUCACCAGCGUCUUCUACCUCCUCUGGCUUCCCUAUAUUCUGUAUUUCCUGCUGGAGAGCGCUGACAUCUACAGUCACCCUGCCGCCUCGUUCAUCACCACCUGGCUGGCUAUCAGCAACAGCUUCUUUAACUGUCUGAUCUAUAGUCUGUCCAACAGUGCCUUCAGGAAGGGUUUAAAACGCCUCUGUUUGUUCUGUGUGCAGCGCGUGGACAGUAAGAAGUCCUUCAGCCCCUCACCAGGGUACGGACAGGGGCCCAUCUGCACACGCUCCACAUGCCAUGUCUAGGAUCUCCCAGAGAGCCUUGUGGCGGUUGAGUCAGAGUAUCGUGUUGUUAUAGCACUAAGCAUGUCCCAUACUGAUGCUGAGCUAAAGGGAACAGGCUUCACAGGGAGUUGUGUCGCUGCAGAUGCUGCUGUUUCUCGACAGUUGAAGGUUUGUUGGAGGGUUGCGUCCCUGGCCACUGCUGCCACUGACGGGAUCGUCUCCAGGGCCUGAGAGCUGUGAGACCCGCUUGGGAAGUACAGCCAAGGCUCAGCCCCAGCCAUGAGAGAGGUGGGAGAGGUGGGAUGUGGAGUUACCCUAACCUUUGACUCCUGAUAUAGAUGACGGCGUUAUGGCUACGUUGUUUCAGCGGGUGAGAGUUGAGGUGACUGAAGACCUCCCUUCUGACAGUACUUGCCAAAAACACAAACUGUAAGAAGAACACAUGUUGUUUUAGGGGAGGGUUUUUUGCUGGGACUCUGUAUCUUCCUAGCAAUUUGUGAAACUAUUUGUAUUUGUGCUACAAUGUAUAGAAUGCAAAAAAGGACUCGCGUUACUUAAAGGUCCAAUGCAGUCAAAAUGAAGUUUUUCCUGUUCCAUUUCCAUUUUAGUAAUUUAGCAGGCGCACUUAUCUAGAGCAAAUUACAAUUAGCGGAUUCAUCUUAAGACAGCUAGGUGAGACAACAACACAUCACAGUCGUAUCAAGUACAUGUUUCCCUCAACAAAGUAUCUAUCAGCAAAGUCAGUGCCAGUAAAACACUGUGAGAGUUAUUUAAGAUGCUUUUCAAAGAGGUAGGGUUUCAGAAAGAUGGGCUGUCCUGACUUCAGGGGGAAGCUUGUUCCACCAUUGGGGUGCCAGGACAGAGAAGAGCUUUGACUGAGUUGAGUGGGAACGUCCCUCCCGUAGGGGUGGGAGAGCCAAGAGACCAGAGGUGGCAGAAUGGAGUGCUCAGGUUGGGAUGUAGGGAUGGAACAUAGCCUGACGUUAGGGAGGGGCAGUUCCCCUUGCUCCUCCGUAGGCAAGCACCAGGAUGCCAGUAGAGUGAGCGGAGGAGCGGGGUUACAAGGAGAACCUAGCAGGGUUGAGCCCCAGGCAGCCUGCAGCAUUUAUAAUCUACUACUAAUACAUUAAGGUACUUAAUUGUUACUCAGAAAUGAUUUGAUGCGAAUAUAAAAAUAGCUGCAUUGGGCCUUUAAAACAACGGAGAAACACUUGAUUGCUGCUUUCUUAUGCCUAGCUGAGUGGAGCUGUCAAUAACAACUUAUUUACAUGUUUGCCCUUGUGGUUUUUACAGAAACAGAUUAUUUACAACAUUGUGCGCUGAGGGGUGCAACAACCUCAAACUCUGAAGAGAAUCUUGUAGGUCUACAUCAUUUAUUUACAUCUGGGUUGUUCUGAGGCAGAGAAAGAGAGGACUUUGUUUAGGUGCUCAAACACCAGGAUUAUUAGUAAAGCCUGACCGAUAAUAUUGGCUAUUCCACCGAUAAACGAUGUUCAAUGAAUAGGGUGAAAAAAAAGAAUCUCAUGCUUUCCUGAAUGAUUGCGGCUGUUCCCAUGAAGUGUUAUUCAUUUCACAGUGUAAGAAAUCAACAUUUGAAGUGUAUUUCUUUAACGGCAAUUUAUGUGGAUAAGAGUAUAUCGGCAGAUAUAUCAGUACGUUUUGUCCCCCCAAAAAUCUGAAUCGUAUCGGAUCCCCGAAAAAACAUUGGUCGGGCUUUAAUUAGUAGUCUCAGUUGAACUAGUAACUACUGAGGGAUCAGCGUAAUCAUUGACUGGAUGACUCUUGUUUAGACAAACUUCCUCAUCAGAGCCUGUCUGGCUCUGUAACCAAACUACAUUGCACUUCACUUAUGAGGAGAAUGUGGUCGUUGUGUCAAAGCAGAAGGUUAUAGAGAAGUGAUUAAGCUCCAGAAUAGUUGAUCAUCUCCAAAGAUUUGCCCCACAUAUGUGAUCUGUUCUAGUCUAGGAGUGUCUGCUGCUAUACCGAUGGGGCUCUUAUGUUGUGGAGCACAGAGGGAGGGUUGGGAAUCAUUAAAUCAACCUCACAUCUGUCUUAACGUUAAUGAAAGUGAAUGUUGAUGGUGAGUACUGAGAAUGCUGUGAGCUGCUGUUAGCUGAGGAACAUUCUGCCUCUGGCUGGGUGUGGUAAACGUCUUGUCCGUCUGUCUGCCCCCCUACCUUUCUCCUCCUGCUCAUUACAUCACAGAAAGCCAGGGGGAUAAAGAGAGGGAGAAAGAGCAGAAUAGCAGCUGUGGAGUGAGAGAGAGCCCUAAGAUAAACAUUAUGGCCACAGUAAUACUGUGACACACACACACACACACACACACACACACACACACACACACACACACACACACACACACACACACACACACACACACACACACACACACAAGGUAAUGUGGGACGUUAAACAGUACCAACAGUACCACUGUAUGUCCAGACCCAGAUGCUACAAGACAUUUCACUUUUCUAGCCGGGGCCACAACACUACAGUAUAAAACAGGCUGGUUCAGACCAGUGUUUUUAAACUAAUGUUACUGGAUAUUUAUUAGACUUUUUCACAAGUUUUGGCUUCUUGUCACUUUUCUCUCUUUAGUACUCUGACAUUUGGGAGCAAAUAUACAACGGACACAGGGGCUUUAUUUUCCUAGUGGACCAAAGUUGAAUAUUUAUUGGAUUUUGUAUAUUUGAAGAAGAAAGAGACUGAAUAAGAGAUGGCAAGAAAAAGAAAGUGUGAUUCAGGUUGAUUACUUUCUUUUAUGGAUGUUUUCAUGUUAGGAAUUUUGCAGUGAUGAAGGUAUGGCCAGACAUUGAGGCUGCCUCUGCAAUGAAUCCAGUGUUCUGGGUACAGGCUCCAUCGAGGGGUUUUCAGAGUUGCCUGUACAGCAGUCCUAUCUGAAUUGAUUUAGUCUUUGAGGAGUUACGGUGUGACUAUUAAAAUGUAUUUAUAAAAAAAUAUUUCAAAGCUGUACGUAGUCUUUUAUGCAUGUUUUACUUACUGUAUAUAUUUGAUUGAAUUGUCACUUUUCGUAUUCAAAUCACAAACUGUUGUCAAACUGUCUAAAGUGUAAAUGCUUUUGGAGACGUACGUCUUCACGGCAAUGCUGUCAAAGGGCACAGUGCAAUACAUUCAGUCUUCCUCCAUUUUGUCAAUGUUUAAUUGAAGACAGAGAAUACACAAUAGAAAUAGUUAUUUUCUUCAUUUACCACUGAGUGUGUAUUGAAUAGGGCUGCCCCCGACUAAAAAUAAAUCUUGGUAGACCGAGAGUCAUCUGUUAUUUCGACCAAUUGAUUGGUUGAAAUUUUAAAACGUGCCGAGCUCAGACUGUGUUUAAAAAAAAUGUCAGUGAGUGACUGGGGGACUAGUAUCCGUUGUCUCUCUGUCCUCCAUGCUGCAGCGACCACCACAGAGCAUCAACAGUGUGAAUCGCGCUGUCCGUGUUGCUGAAGCUGCAACAUAAUGCCAGCAGCAUACCACCCUGCCAGCAGCAUACCACCCUGCCAGCAGCAUACCACCCUGCCAGUAGUAUAUCACCCUGCCAUCAGUAUACCACCCUGCCAUCAGUAUACCACCCUGCCAGCAGCAUACCACCCUGCCAGUAGUAUAUCACCCUGCCAGCAGUAUACCACCCUGCCAGCAGUAUACCACCCUGCCAGUAUUAUACCACCCUGCCAGCAGCAUAUCACCCUGCCAGUAGUAUACCACCCUGCCAGUAGUAUACCACCCUGCCAGCAGAAUACCACCCUGCCAGCAGAAUAUCACCCUGCCAGCAGCAUAUCACCCUGCCAGUAGUAUACCACCCUGCCAGCAGUAUACCACCCUGCCAGCAGUAUACCACCCUGCCAGCAGUAUACCACCCUGCCAGCAGUAUACCACCCUGCCAGUAGUAUACCACCCUGCCAGUAGUAUACCACCCUGCAAGUAGUAUAUCACCCUGCCAGCAGUCUACCACCCUGCCAGUAGUCUACCACCCUGCCAGUAGUAUAUCACCCUGCCAAUAGCAUACCACCCUGCCAACAGUCUACCACCCUGCCAGUAGUCUACCACCCUGCCAGUAGUAUACCACCAUGCCAGUAGUAUACCACCCUGCCAACAGUAUACCACCCUGCCAGUAGUAUACCACCCUGCAACCCACUGCUGGCUUGCCUCUGAAGCUAAGCAGGGUUGGUCCCUGGAUGGGAGACCAGAUGCUGCUGGAAGUUGUGUUGGAGGGCCAGUAAGACGCACUCUU